Molecule: messenger RNA, 2647 nt
Organism: Maniola jurtina (meadow brown)
Lineage: Eukaryota; Metazoa; Arthropoda; Insecta; Lepidoptera; Nymphalidae
Product: laminin subunit alpha-2-like
Exons: 17
Coding region: 149-2647 (832 amino acids)
Biological process (GO): axon guidance
Cellular component (GO): basement membrane
Source: RefSeq, a predicted model, not a curated record
GCGCGGCGUGGCUUGCGACGUCUGCGAAGGCCAUGAGGGUUCCCCUUCCCGCAGGCACCCUGCCACCUUGGCAGUAGAUGGAGACCCCAGCACCUGGUGGCAAAGUCCCGUCUUCACUGCGGAUGGGGACUACCAGCAUGUCGCGCUGAUGGCGACGUUACCUGGUAAAAUGGAGCUCCUCCACGUCAUCAUCAAGUCUGGUCCAUCACCACGACCCCUAGCGUGGUCUCUCGAAGUAUCCUCUACGGAGAGCGGUGAAGACUGGCGCUUGAUCCGAGCGUUUGGAGACCGUGACCAUUGCCGCAAGCUCUGGGACCUCAGGCCUGAGAGGAGAAGGAGGAAAGCGAGAGGUGCGAAGAGGACCAGUAGGGCAGAGAAACCCUCCUGUUCCACACAGUUCACGAGUCCACGACCCUUGGAAAAUGGAGAGAUGCACGUGGGUAUAGGAGAAGGUGUGCCAGCUAGAAGAGUACGAGUCUCCUUUCGAGCCGCGCAUUCUUCUACUAGACACCAGUACUACACUGUCAGGGAACUGACGCUCGCAGCUAGAUGCAUCUGCCACGGACACGCCAAGCACUGCUCAGUGGACCAUAAGAGCGCGAGAUGCUCGUGCGUCCACGGCACGUGCGGCGCGCACUGCCAGCGCUGCUGCGCGGGCGGCGCGUGGCGCGCGCACCGCGCCUGCGCAGCGCGCGACGACUGCUCGUGCGGCGAGCGCGGUGCCUGCUCCUACGACGACGCAGGCGCCAUACUGUGUGUCAACUGCACCGAGAAUCGAGCGGGCCCGCUGUGCGAUCGCUGUCUCAUCGGAUAUUACAACAUCCUGCCAGACGACCCCUGCAUACCUUGCGACUGCGACCCUGAAGGAUCUGAUGGGUCAUGCAAAUGGAACAGAAAGCAUCACCAGGUCCAAUGCGCCUGCAACGCCGGCUUCACGGGCGCUCUGUGCGACAGGUGCGAAGGGGAUAACACGGUGUUCCCCAACUGCCUGGUGGAAGUGACCACCGUGCGUGCGUGUAGGUGUGACCCCAGGGGCAUCACAGACCCGACGAGGGUGUGUGAUGACGUCUGUGAGUGCAAGGCAAAUGUGAUAGGCGAGAGGUGUGACGUAUGCGCAACAGGAUAUUUUGGACUGAGUGGAGACCUACACGAGGGCUGUCGACCGUGCUACUGUUCACACGUCGCUAACCACUGUGUUGCCAACCCUGAAGCUGGGGAUGACAUAGCGCUGCCGCUGGGAGACGCCUGGCUCAUCAGCUCCAACGACACCUCCGAAACCCUCGAAGUAACAGUUGAUGAACAUGGAAGACCCUAUCUCAUCAGCUAUGAGGUGGAAGGCUGGGAGUCAUACUUCUUCAUGAGCUCAACGUACAGCGGGGAGAGGACGGAGGCGUAUGGAGGGGAGCUGGUUGCUCGCAUCACGUGGGCAGUUGCACGAGGAGACUCCGGAGGCAGCGCUAGUCUGAUGCCGGACUACGUUCUACUUGCUAAUGAUGGUAAAAGACUGUCCUUUGGCAACGCCAGCUAUGAAACGCCAGGCUUGAUAGAACUGCGAGCGCCGCUGGUAGAAGGCAGUUGGUACUCCGGAUCAGAAUUCGUCUCCCGAGCUCAACUUCUCGAUGUACUGAGCAAUCUGAAAGCUAUCAUGAUCCGUGCACACUUCCAUUUUGAUCAAGAUGAGGUACGACUAGACAGCAUAGUACUGAAAGGCUCUCCAAGCAACACCCGUGAAAUCUGCACGUGCCCUGCGGGGUACAUAGGCGCGCAAUGCACGACGUGUGCGUGGACGCACGUGCGCUUGCUGCGUGCUCCAGGCUCCGCACCGGCCUUCGAGUGCGUGCCGUGCGCGUGUAAUAUGCACGCGGGAUGUGAGGCAGUGGAUGGCCAAUGUGGGCCGUGUCUCCACAACACUACAGGACCACACUGCGAAAGAUGUCUACCAGGACACUACGGAAACCCAGUUCAGGGUGCAUGUAAACCCUGCGCUUGUCCACUGUACGAGGCUUCGAACAACUUCAGUCCAAACUGCGCACUAGCAUCGGCUGAAGGUGACGAGUUCGUGUGCACGCAAUGUCCGGAUGGCUAUACUGGGGAUCACUGUGAACUUUGCGACUCGGGCUACUGGGGCUCGCCGACGACGUUGGGUGGAUCUUGUCAGCUAUGCGAGUGUGGCGGAGGGCCUUGUCAUGUGGACAGUGGCAAGUGCCUCGUAUGUCCGCCGCAUACUGAGGGCGAGCGGUGUGAUCAGUGUCAGGAAGGUUACUGGGCAGGCGGGGUGAACAGCUCCUGCAUAGAAUGCGCGUGUGGUCGUGGUGCCUUGUCGGCGGCGUGCGAUGCGCGCUCAGGGCAAUGCGCCUGCGCACCGGGUUGGACCAGUCGCGCCUGUGACGUGUGUGCUAAGGGCUUUGGAGGCAUAGAAGAAAAUUGUCCACCAUGCUCCUGCGGGGAAGCGGCUGUAAACGAGGAGUGUGAUGUGACUUCAGGAGACUGUACCUGCGCAACCGGCGCUGCUCCUCCUCGAUGUCUAGGUUGCUUGACUGGAUAUUACGAGCUCACACGUGAUGGCUGCUUAGAAAAUCAUAGACUUUGCCCCUCACUGCAGAAGUCUUCAGUCCAGCCAUCUAAGCUCGCUCCAGAAGCCGAGUAG